This is a messenger RNA of Linum trigynum, 2520 nucleotides long. The record is from the annotation of a GenBank genome assembly. Lineage: Eukaryota; Viridiplantae; Streptophyta; Magnoliopsida; Malpighiales; Linaceae.
CAGGCCAGCUGGGAGAGCAUGCAAUUUCUGCAUGACUUGUAUCUUUUUAUAUUUAGCCAUUUUUGUACGUCCCCCGACGUGUACUCGAAAAGAAGAGAAGGUGCAUCCCCGGGGGUGAUAUAUAUCGGCGGCCGUUAGCAAGAACUUCGACUCCGACGAGUACUGUGGAGGGUGGGCUUUCUUCGAUCUGUGAGGGUUGGUAUUUAAUCUCUUCCUUUGUUUUUAAGUUCUGAUCCUUACUUACUUACUUACUUACUUGAGUUGCUUGUUUGUACCUAAUUUCCACAGGAUGGCUGAUGCUGCCGGAGGAGGAGGUGACCCAGGGCUGAAGGCUUUCAGUUCUGCUGCCAAGCUUGUUGAUCGCUUGGAGAUGUUGAUCGAGAAUCUGGUGUGGAGGCAGACGAUGAAGAUCGCGGAGGCGAGGCUGCUGAGGGACAGAUUGGGAUGGGCGAUGGCUACCAAAGCGGAGAUCUUCGUUGGGGACGCAAAGGACAUCGUGACCGUCGGGCGGCUGUGGAGGGAAUUUGGGUUCAAAGGGACAGUCAAGCCUAACGGCGAGCUUCCUAGUGAGACAACUUCUGAGUUGACUAGGCUUGCGGUGAGUGCAUAUUUGAAUGUGUGAAGGUGUUAGAGGAGGAUGGAUUGGAUGGGUUUUUUUUUAGAGGGCCGGGGUAAUCGUAGUUUAUGGUUCGGAAUUGGAAGAGAUCCUAUUAUGUUUUAUUGGGUAGUUGGAUGAAUAUGAAUGAUAUAUUAUUAUUAUGAAUGAUAUGAACGAGUGAUUAGAUGGAAAUUAUUGCUCUUGCUAUCUGCUGGUUUUGGUCAAUCUUUGAUUUCAAUUGUCAACUAGAUUCAAGGAUCUUUUCUUUUGUAUGGUUAGAUAAUAAUUAAGUAAAAAGCACCUUGAGUUAAUCUUGUCCAUAUCUCUGUCAAGUCAACACACAUCUUCAUUACCAAAGAAGAUCGGGGUAAUUAAGUUCAGGUUUAAUUCGGUGGAGAAUGUCAUGUGAGUUAAUAAUUCUGAUGCAUAUAAUUAACUAGCUUUUACCCGACCCGUUCAUUACUUCAUAAUAAUCGAAAGUGAUCUUUGCACUACUUGAUAAUUGUGACAUUGAUAACAAUUAGUUCAUAUGUAUUUUUGUUAAUCAGAUUAUCCUAACUCACUACGGCCUAUACAUGUUUCGUAUUAAAAGAAUUUGCCCUAUUUAUUGUAUCAUAAAUUGCUUAAAAUUAUUUCUUUAUAUUGGUAUUAUUAACUUGGUUUACUAUUAGAUACAAUAAAACUAAAACAAUUAUGCAUUAAAUUAAAAUAGUAAUUAGAAUUUCUUCAACGGAUUAACUUAUUGCUACAAAAGCAUAAAAUUGAUCAUCUUAAGAUUUCCAAUCGUGCUCCAUCAGACACAAAUCAAAAACCUUUCACGAACAUAAUAGGAGGGAAGCAUAUAGCUAAAAUAAAGAAGCGAAAUGGCAGACCGAUAGAAACAAAUAUCAAAAGCUGGCUGGUUGAUGGCUGAGAAUUACCUUGACAGAGAGAAGCUGCUAGUGGAGUUUUCGCUGAAAUGCUUUCGUGGGUCUGUGUGAUUUAAACUGCCUUUUAUACGCAUAACGCAGAAGGUGAUUUCGUUUGCUGGCAUGAAUCGAGCUUGGGUUUGUAGCUGAAAUUACCUCGACAGAGAGAAGUUGAUAGUGGCAUUUCUAGAGGAAGCACUUUAACACCCCAAUUUCUUCGUUAGAACAUUACACCCGCCGACGUCGAAUCUCAGACAUGGAGAGCAGGAGGAUAUGGGUGGAUCUAGCUACCUCCGACACGAUCCCUAUUCGACACUGAAUUUGCCCACUGACAUCCACUUGGACGUCGUCCAACCACUGACAUGCAAAACAACCGUUUGAUCCUGGCUUCCCAAUGAAAGGAGAGGACGGAGAACGACGAUAGAGAUGAAGGGAGCGGAGGAAGGGCCCUCUACGAAACAUUUAGGCCAACAGUGGUAGACGACUAAUGUAUCAAUCCCUAGCCUUUCUGACAAUCAUUGUUAUCCUUAUCACCCAACAUUUUACUAAACCCAUUACCUAUUGCAAAUUUUAGGUAGAGUUCCUACUAAAGUACACAAAUCCCCCUACAACAAUUUAAUCAGAACCACUGGUUAGACAUUCACUCAUGGCAAAUUUGAGAAACUGGUGCAAAACUCUACCAUCCUAAAUUUGAAAAUAGUCAAGUGUAAAAAUAAUUUAAGUCCAUCCAACUAUACCUGAAAUAAUAAGGGAUCCUACAGUACAUCAUCAUAUACAACUAACAUUGCUAUGUAAGUUAAGCAUUCUAGGAAGGGGCGGAUACAUGUGCCUCUAGGGGUGUCCCGGGACACCCCUAAAAUUUGGGGAAAUGAUUAUCCAACCUCCGGUACUAAUUUCGUAUGUGUAUACAAAAUAUAAUUGGUAAUCUGGGACACCCUAACAUUUGAAAAAAUGAUUAUCCUACCCUCGAUAAUAGUUUGCUUAUGAUUAAUAAAAUAUAAGUGGUAGUCCGUG